Messenger RNA from Prosopis cineraria, 2643 nucleotides. Its product is annotated as inactive glucose-6-phosphate 1-dehydrogenase 4, chloroplastic. Gene Ontology annotation, molecular function: glucose-6-phosphate dehydrogenase activity; NADP binding. The transcript has 13 exons. Bases 659 to 2533 code for a protein of 624 amino acids. NCBI's taxonomy places the organism in Eukaryota, Viridiplantae, Streptophyta, Magnoliopsida, Fabales, Fabaceae. Gene Ontology annotation, biological process: glucose metabolic process. The record is from RefSeq and is a predicted model, not a curated record.
GCCGAUGUAAUUUGGUUGCCCCUGGCAGGACGAGACGUGAUGAUAGGAAGAGUCUCAUCAGCUCGACGUUAACUGUAUGAUGUAUCACCGUCUGGGUUCGGUAGUCUACAUAUGGUUGGGAAGCAAUUCAUAGACGGAGAAGAGAAGACGUACGACUUCAUUUCAUAACGAAUCAUGCUCAUCAUGGAAGGGGCUUACAGUGCGAGAACUCGACUAGAAAGCAUGGAAGUGGAACUGGGUUUCCUUGUUGUGGAAUGAGAUGUACUAGCCUACUGGGUACUACCAGUCACCAAAGCGACGUCGUUUUAGCGCUCAGCAGUAGCACUUGGUUUUGACAGGGUCACAGGGCGGAUGGCAGGGCAAAUGGAUUCUAUAUUGCUACUGUCCUGUGCAGAGUGACAGAGGAUCCUUGUUCCUCCGAGAGACCCCUGCAAAAGCAGUGCGGAGUGCAAGGUUUGCUAUUGUACAUAAUCAUGCUGUAGAUCUCCAUCAACGAAACUUCCAGCCCUACGGUCCAUAGUCUGGCUCCGGAAAAACGCUGUUUCUCCUUCUCCCGGGACCAGGAACUGCGAUUGCAACCUUCUUCCAUUUUAGGUCUUAGAAUUGACGUUCCAAGUCUUAACCGAGAGGUUCCGAACGCUCGACAACUAAUUGAAAAAUGUCGGCCGUGUCUUUUUCUUCUUCCCCGGCAACUUGCUCAGAAUCUUCAAUCUCUAGACCAAAACAUGCUUGCUCCGAUGGUCUCAGAAUCACCGUCCGUAGCUGUCCGGCUGCAGCAAGCUACUUUCGUGGUCGUGUUAGACUAAAUGGUGGAGAGACGAACGUCUGCCGAGCAUUUCAUGGUUUGAAAUUAUGGCUUGAGAGGUUGAAUUUUAAUCUACAGAGUGAAAAAUGUCGACUAGCUAAGGAGUCUAAGAGAUCGAGAAGUCAAAAUAGAAGUCGGCUGACGAAUAAUCUGGAAACAGGUUUAUCAAAUGAAAAUAGGCCAACUUCCGCUUCGUGCUCAAACCUUGAUGUUUCUGAUGAUAGGGUCACGUCUAAUGAAUCUCCACCUUCGCCACAUACAAGUUCCCCCAGUACUCCCACUGAUGAUAGUAGAGCACCCUUACUUUGCAUUGCUGUUAUAGGAGCUACUGGUGAGCUAGCAAAGGGGAAAAUUUUUCCUGCAUUAUUUGCUCUGUACUAUAGUGGCUUCCUUCCUGAGAAUGUUGCUAUCUUCGGAUACUCAAGGAAGAACAUGACUGACAAAGACCUACAAUCCAUUAUAGCUUCGACACUAACAUGUCGGGUUGAUCAUCAAGAGAAUUGUGGGGAUAAAAUGGAUGCUUUCCUCAGUAGAACAUACUACAUCAAUGGAGCUUUUGACAACAAACAUGGGAUGUCCAAGUUGGAUGCUCGUAUGACGCAGAUUGAGGAGGGAAGCAAAGCAAACAGGAUCUUUUACCUUUCUGUGCCACAGGAAGCACUUCUGGAUGUUGCAUCGUGUCUUGCUAGCUGUGCUCAGACCCAGAAGGGCUGGAAUCGUGUUAUAAUUGAAAAACCAUUUGGAUUCGAUGAACUCUCUUCUCAUAGGCUGACACAAUCUCUACUUUCCAAGUUUCAGGAAAAGCAAUUAUACAGGAUUGAUCAUCUUUUAGGGAGGAAUCUUAUUGAAAACCUCACGGUGCUAAGGUUUUCAAAUCUAGUCUUUGAGCCAUUGUGGAGCCGUGCGUAUAUACAUAAUGUGCAGGUCAUUUUAUCAGAGGAUUUGACCACGCAGCCUGGAAGGUAUUUUGGAAAUUAUGGGAUUAUUCGUGACAUUGUUCACAGUCAUGUACUUCAAACAAUAGCAUUGCUUGCCAUGGAACCACCUGUAAGCCUUGACGGAGAAGAUAUUCGAAAUGAAAAGGUCAAGGUUUUGAGAUCUAUUCGCAAAUUAGAACCAAAAGAUGUCAUCCUUGGGCAGUAUAAAGCUAGUAGUGAAAACCAUGUCGAUGUAUCCUUUAAUCGUCUGACACCUACAUAUUUUGCUGCUGCAUUUUACAUUGACAAUGCACGAUGGGAUGGUGUGCCAUUUUUGGUCAAAACGGGCUUAGGACUCAUCAAACAUCAAAUGGAGAUACGAAUCCAGUUUCAUCAUGUCCCAGGGAAUAUUUACCACGGGUGCGUCGGGCACAACAUUGAGCGUGCCACAAAUGAACUAAUUCUUCGUGAUGUGCCAGACGAAGCAAUCCUGGUUAGAGUUAACAACAAGAUUCCUGGAUUGGGGUUGAAACUGGACUCUUCCGAAUUGAAUUUGCUUUACAAGGACAAGUAUAAAUCAAUGGAGGUACCUGACAGAUACGAGCAUCUUCUGCUAGAUGUGAUUGAUGGGGAUAACCAUGUAUUUAUGAGAAGCGAUGAAGUGGACGCCGCGUGGAACAUUCUGAGUAAGAUUUUGAAUGAGAUAGACAGAGAAAAUAUACCAGUGGAGUUGUACGAGGUCGGUGGUCGUGGUCCAGUUGGAGCAUACUACCUGUGGGCAAACCAUGGUGUGCCAUGGCCAGGGGAAUAGCAUGUUGAUUUCGUACCUAUUUUUUUACUGCAAACCCCUGUUUUUUUGUCUUUAGUUGUAUAACUUGGACUACAGCAAAUAAAUGAGAUUAAAAAAGCUAAACCAAAUAA